CUUUUCCCCUUCAGAAUUCCCCCGUCCUUUUCUCCCGCUUAUACAAUCCGGCUCUUCGUACGAUAGCACUGGUUACUGGCAUGAUUUUCCAGUGCGGCUGUUAAACCGAUAUGUUUCCUUAUCAGCAGCAAAUAGCGAUCGCCCGAUAGGCAAGAUGUUGCGUCGGAUGAGUUUUGUUUACCCGGUCGACUUAAUCGUCGUGGAAAGAAUACGGCCCUCGCCAUGAGUUCCACUGCUAUUCAGCAUAUCUAAAUCAGAGAAACAAUCACUGCACAAUGGGCGUCUUCAAGACUAUUACUUUCGCGCAACACGAUGGUGUAGAUAUCGAUCUCGAUUACAUGCUGCCCCAGUCACCUAGUUCAGAUAGCAAACUUCCCAUCCUCUUAUGGUUUCACGGUGGAGGGCUACUGCAAGGCACCCGUACUUGUGCCUGGGCGCAUUUAGUGAGCGCUGUAGAGAAAUACAAGCUCUGCCUCGUUUCUGCCGACUACAGGCUGGCACCUCAAACUCGUAUGCCAGGCAUCAUGGCGGACAUCAAGGCUGCUAUGGAUUAUUUGCGAUCCCCCGAGUUCCUUUCCGAGACAGGGAAUGCGGUUGAUCAGAACAAGAUCAUCGUAUCAGGUGGUUCUGCUGGUGGAUGGCUUGCUUUGCUCAUCGGGAGUGGGGUUGGCUUCGAAGCCUGUGGUCUUACGCCUCCCGCCAAGCCACUCGGCGUUGUGCCUCUCUAUCCUAUCACCGACAUCGAAGACUCAUUCUUCACUACCAAGCAACAUCCUGUAUCCUACAUUAAGGAGAUGAUCCCGAAGUCGGCAGUAGCAGCUUACCUCGAUCCUAAGACCCCCCAAUCCAGUGGUUGUCCUCUCACUAGCCCUAGAAUGAAAUGUUACCCUUAUAUGGUUCAGGAGGCGCUUGAACAGGAACUCCUUCUUGACGGUACUGAGAUCCCACCUAGUGCAUUCAGCAUAGCCCCAGCGAUUGCAUCUGGUAAAUUCACUUUACCUCCUACGUACAUCAUCCACGGCACUAUCGAUGAUAAAGUGCCCAUCAGACAAUCUGAGGACGUCUUCAAAGCGUGCAAGCAGCAGAAUAUUGAUGUCACCUUCGAAGUUCUUGAGGGCGUUGACCACCUCUUCGAUAUGGACCCCAAAUAUACGCUCGACGAAGCGUACGCAUUUAUCACUAAGUUGGUACAAUAAUACAAAGUUUUGCUAUCGUAUCAAUGUACCACAAGUGGCUUAUGCGCACCCAUAUGCAAAGACUACCCUCAGAAUGACUAGACAUGUUUGUCGUUGAUUCAUAAAUG
Molecule: messenger RNA, 1303 nt
Organism: Cryptococcus deneoformans JEC21
Lineage: Eukaryota; Fungi; Basidiomycota; Tremellomycetes; Tremellales; Cryptococcaceae
Exons: 6
Coding region: 276-1196 (306 amino acids)
Source: RefSeq, a predicted model, not a curated record